AUGGCGAAUCUCUACUACCUCAAUAACCCUCCCCAUCCCCUUUGGGACUAUAUCUCCAGUGCCCUCGAGGAGCAUCCCUUCUUUGCUCCUCAGGGUCGCCACCCGCAUAACCACCACCGUGGACCUCAUCCGCAUCCAUUCGGAGGGUGGGGAGCUACACCCCAGGCCGAGGACGUACCCCAACAGCCUGAGGAACAGCAAGCCGGGCCGUCCAACAAGCAACAGAAUGAGGAUAACUCAUCCUCGUCAUCAGACUCCGAGCCCUCAGGCGACGAGAAGAAGCACCGUCGCGGAAAGCGUGGUGGAAAAGGAAAAUGCAGGGCCCAUGGAAAGGGUUGCGGCAAGGGCAAGCAUGGACCGGGCCCUCAUCACGCCGGUCCGUUUGGAGGUCCUUGCGGAAGAGGCGGUCCUUACCAGCACCACCGCGGUGGACCAGGCGGCUAUUGGUUUGGAGGCCGAGGAGGCCGCCGAGGACCGCGAGGCUGGCACCACGGCCCUCAUCCCCAUCACCAUGGGGGACCACCUCCAUUCGCACAGGGAGGUCCCGGAUUCCCAGAUUUCAACUUCCUACGCAACCUAGGCGCCCAGUUCGGCUUCCCCUUGGCAGCGGAGUCACCAGAGGGCGUCGACUUCGUACCAACUGUGGAUGUCUUCGACAUGGCAACCAAAUAUAUCGUGCACGUUUCUCUCCCCGGCGCAAAGAAAGAAGAUCUCAGCAUCGACUAUGACGUCGGCGAGUCCGUGUUGCGUCUGGCAGGUGUUGUCUACCGCCCUGGUAUCACCGAGGAUCUGCACCAAGGGCUCGUGAUGGAAGAGCGUGCUCGCGAAGUUGGCGUGUUUGAGCGCGAGGUCCGCCUCGGCACGCGCGCGGCUCCGGCUGCUGUUGUUGUCGAGGAGAUCUCGGCGAAGCUGGAGGAUGGUGUGCUUAAUGUCACCGUCCCUAAAGUUCAGGAGCCGGAGGUGAGCCAGAAGAAGAAAGUUGUUGUUGUUGAAGAGGAGGUGAAUGAGAAGGAUGCGAUGCAUGUGGAUGAGAGUGACAGUGAGACGGCUACGCCUGAUGAAGGGUCUGAGGGUAGCGAUGCGGAGGGUGAGGCGAGGGAGUAUGUCAAGGUUGCUGUGCAGUGA
This is a messenger RNA of Penicillium riverlandense, 1125 nucleotides long. RefSeq names its product Hsp20/alpha crystallin family protein. The transcript has a single exon. Gene Ontology annotation, biological process: response to hydrogen peroxide; response to heat; protein folding. Lineage: Eukaryota; Fungi; Ascomycota; Eurotiomycetes; Eurotiales; Aspergillaceae. The record is from RefSeq and is a predicted model, not a curated record. Bases 1 to 1125 code for a protein of 374 amino acids.